AUGACCGCUGUGGGCAGGAGCAAAAUCAGAAGAGAAAGUAGAAGCGUAACCACGUUUGUAUUGCGUGAAAUUGUACAAUUGCUCGCUUUUGUGGUUUACGAUAUUCAACCGAAAAAUGUUUAUGCAGUUGGCAAAAUACGUAAAUUUUUAAUGAAAAAAGAUACAAAACAAUACAUAUUUGGACUAGUCGGGUACCCUGGUAAGCUGACAGCUGACGGUUCUCUGCCGUGUAUAUUACUCAGUGCGCUGACUCACCCACGGGGCUGCAAACCAUUGCUGGGCUAUUCAGUAGGGAAAUUAAGCAGUGCAGUUAAGCUGUUGCGGGGUCAUCAAAUGCCUCGAUAUCCUCCAGACAGGUGGGAGGAUUACACACCAUUGGGAGUUCCUGUGAAAGGGACUCGAUUACUUCCCAUCAGACUUCCAAUACCACUC
Molecule: messenger RNA, 432 nt
Organism: Opisthorchis viverrini
Lineage: Eukaryota; Metazoa; Platyhelminthes; Trematoda; Opisthorchiida; Opisthorchiidae
Exons: 3
Source: RefSeq, a predicted model, not a curated record